This is a messenger RNA of Octopus bimaculoides (California two-spot octopus), 3797 nucleotides long. RefSeq names its product inter alpha-trypsin inhibitor, heavy chain 4. The record is from RefSeq and is a predicted model, not a curated record. Lineage: Eukaryota; Metazoa; Mollusca; Cephalopoda; Octopoda; Octopodidae.
CAGGAUUUAAACUUGACAAAUCCUGUUUGAGUUUCCUCACUCCACGAUAUAAAUAACUCAGGGUUUACAAGAGAUUCAUAAGAAGAAUGUUAUAUAUCCGUAUUCAGUAUGUAUAAGUGUUCGUUUGUAUGUAAAUAUAUUUAUUGACUGUUAACCACACUGUUUAGUGAUAUUUUUUAACGUUUUGAAAAGUAAUUCUUUAAACAAAUAUUUGAAAAUAUUUGAAAACAGAGGAAAUUAAAAGAAGCGCUAACAAAAUGGCUUCGCGGUUGUUAUUUGUAAUGUUCGGUGCUGUAUAUUAUUUGGGGAUAACAGCCAAUGGAGAAACUGUUCAAAAAGCAAACCUGGAAUCACUUCAUAUAAUCAGUGAUAUUUCAUAUAGAAUUGCUACCACUUUAGUUUCCAUGAAAUAUUAUAACCCGUACAAUUCUACAGUCGGCGCAGACUUAUACAUAAUGAUGCCUCUUAAAUCAGUUAUAUUGAAUUUUUCUAUGGAAAUUGAUGGACAUGUGACUGUAGGAGAAGUAAAGGAAAAAUCAGUUGCUAAAGAUAUUUACGAAAAGGACGUAGGAAAAGGAAAAAGUUCUGGCUAUUUUGAAGUCGAACACCGCUUUACAAGAGCCUUUGAUAUGUCUGUUAAUAUUGAACCACAGAAGUAUAUAGUUUACAACUUGACUUACCAAGAACUUCUGACACGACAGAACAAUAAAUACAGGCACGACAUUCAUGUGACCACUGGUGAAAUUAUUGAUGACUUUUUAGUUGAAAUUUUCAUUACUGAACCGCAAGAUAUUAUUCACGUGUCUGUACCAAAAAUUACAAUUAAUAAAUUAGCGGAUAUUACCGUUGACAAAGAGCUGGAUUCUGCUUUAAUUAAGAACAUCAGCAGUAGAGAAAUUUAUAUCAAAUACAACCCAAGUCGUAAACAACAAGAAGAAAUUAUAGAGAAAGGUGUUGCCGCAGGUUUCUUCGAAGUAGAAUAUUGUGUAGAUCGUCAAUAUAUUUCAAAUUCACUAUAUAACGUAAACCUGAAAUCACUUCAUGUAAUCAGUGAUAUUAAAUAUCGAUUUGCUACCACUUUAGUUUCCAUGAAAUAUUAUAACCCGCACAAUUUUUCAGUCAGCGCAGACUUACACGUAAUGGUGCCCCUUAAUUCAUUUAUAUCGGAUUUUUCUAUGGAAAUUGAUGGACAUGUGACUGUAGGAGAAGUAAAGGAAAAAUCAGUUGCUAAAGAUAUUUACAAAUAUACCAGCGAAACAGGACAAAGUUCUGGCACUGUUGAAGUCGAACACCGCUUUACAAGAGCCUUUGAUAUAUCUGUUAAUGUUGAACCACAGAAGUAUAUAGUUUACAACUUGACUUACCAAGAACUUCUGACACGACAGAACAAUAAAUACAGGCACGACAUUCAUGUGACCACUGGUGAAAUUAUUGAUGACUUUUUAGUUGAAGUUUUCAUUACUGAACCGCAAGAUAUUAUUCACGUGUCUGUACCAAAAAUUACAAAUAAUAAAUUAACGGAUAUUACCGUUGACAAAGAGCUGGAUUCUGCUUUAAUUGAGUACAUCAGCAGUAGAGAGGUUUACAUCAAAUACAACCCAAGUCGUAAACAACAAGAAGAAACUUCAGGAAUAGAUGGUGUUGUUGCAGGCUCACUCAAAAUACAGUAUGAUGUGGAUCGUCAAAAUAAUUCAAAUUUAAUAUAUGCAGUUGAUGGCUACUUUGUGCACUUCUUCACUCCUGAUUCCUUACCAAGUCUUCCAAAGCACAUUGUAUUUAUGCUUGAUAUCAGUGCAUCAAUGUCUGGUCGUAAAAUUGAACAAAUGAGCGAAGCUAUGGAAAAUAUCCUUGAUCAACUCGAUUCAGAACUUGAUAAAUUUCUCAUCGGAACAUUCAGUAGUGGCGUUUCGUGGAUGAAGGACGAAUUUUUAAUAUCAAACAAUCUUAACAAAAAAUUAGGCAAAAAUUACAUUAAGGAACUUCAAACCAAUGGAAGUACAAACAUUAACGCUGCUCUCCUUCAAAGUGUAGAGAAACACAAAUCAACUUCAACCUCUACGAAGAAAAGUAUUAUCGUAUUUCUUACUAACGGAUAUCCAACAGAAGGAGUCACUAACCUCGAAGAAAUCAAGAAAAAUUUCAGAGAAGCCAACGAAGAGAUUUCAUUAUUCACCCUUUGUUUCGGAGAAAAAUCUAUCAAUAAUUUUUUUCGUAAGCUUGCCACAGAAAACGGAGGAUUUAAUAGGAGGAUCUACAUAGACUCUGACAGUAAACUUCAAAUUGAAAAUCUUUUUAAAGAAAUAUCUAACAUUUUAUUAAAGGAUAUUACAUUUGUUUACUUAGAUGAUGCUGUUAAUACUAGUUCUACAUCAUUUAGCAACUACUUCAAAGGAUCAGAAUUAGUUGUUUCCGGUGUUUUGCCGCAAGAAUACCGACCAACUAUAAAUGUGAGUUUAACAAUGACAAACCACUUGGGGCCAAAUAAGGAAAAUUUGGAGCUAGAAUUAUAUGGAGAUGACUUUACCUCAGAUGAUGGUUUUUCGCAAAAUUCCAGUUUGACUAGUAUUCAGUCAUUUUCUGAAAUUACUGAAAAGACUUAUGCUUAUCUCACUUUGAGACAACUUCUCAUGGAAGACGAAACAAAUGAAGUGCGUCAUGAUAUUCUUAAUUUAGCUCUAAAGUAUAAUUUCGUAACUCCAUUAACAUCAAUGGUUGUCACUAAAUACAAAGUGAAUGAAGAACUGUUUGAAGAAGAAUACCUUCCUUCACGAUUUGUGAAUCAAGCGAUAGUGAUACAUGAUACGCGUAAACAAGAUCCUGAACCGGUAAUAGUACCCGCACACACAGCUCAUCAGAAAGUUUUAACAACAACAAGAGAAUUACCACUUUUUCCUCACAGCCCUGGUGUUCUAUUAAAACCAUUAAACUGUUCGACAGACUUGUGUUUUACUGAUAGUAUUCAAUGCAGAAACCAAACUGAAAUCUUUCUUUUGGCUGAUGAGCAAGCAGGUGUAUUUGUUUAUGGUCAAGUGAAAAAUGCACCAAACACUAAUUGCUUGGGAAGUCUCAACGGAAUAAUUUUUAGGAUGCAUUCCGGUAUUACUGGCUAUGCUCCUGAGCCACAAGACCCGACUGAUAUCAUCAAACCAAAAGUAUUGCAAAUGACACCUUCAUUUUCAAUAACAGUAAGCCAAUACAGAAGUUCGAACGCGGAAACAUUUUUAUCCCUGCAUUUCAAUAUACUUCGCAAGUUUGUUCCAGCAGGAGGAAUUUUGAGUGAUUAUGUAACCGAAUUCCAAUGCAUUGAAAAACCCCCAAAUCAGAUGGUGCUGUCUAACGAAGCAGGAUUAUAUAAUAAAGUCAGUUACCAUACCGCUACUGGAAGUUUAUCCUAUUGUUUUGGGAUGUGAGAGACAAGAACGAGGUUUGACACUGAUUUCAUGUGAAAUGACAAUCUACCCGUUUAGAAUUGUUAUGGUGUAGAAAUAUCUGAAUUUGAUAAUAGGCAACAAUAAAUAUUUAUAAAUUAUAUACACUACUGGUUAUUAUAUAUUUAGAUAUUCCAUCGAAUUGUUUUACGUGCAUAUAUUAGAUUUAAUGGUUAAUAAAAUAAUUAUAGAACGACUCUACAUAUAUAUUGUGAGUUCAUAUCCUUGAAAUUAUUACAUGGAUCUGGUGGACGAAGUAUAUUUUUCUACAAAUGUUUGUUCUGAAUCAUAUUUAAAGCAGAAGAAUGUGUCCAAGUCAUUCAUGUUUUCCAACUGUCCAAUAAAUAUCUUUUGAAAUUAUUAUUUAAA